AUGCUACUGGUAGUGGAGUCUGUCAGAGAUAAGCAGAAAGCAGUUCUCGAAGAAAUCAAGAACAAGAAUCUGCAAAGUAACUUCAAACCAGUGGUGGUCAGUUUGGCCACCACCAAAGCCAACACUGGCCCCAAUAACCACCACAAGACCAGAGGAGUUCCGACUAACAGAGAUGGGGUGGAGGUGGAGGAGGAGGAGGAGGGGGAGGAGGAGGAGGAGGAGGAGGAGGAGGAGGAGGAUGGGGAGAGGGGGCCAGGGGAAAAGAUGGAGGAGGUAAAACAGAAACUGGUAGAAGCUGGGGUGCCACGUGAACACUUACCUGGUAAAGACGAACAUGACCAUUAUGAGUUGGAGACAGACUACAUCGGGGCGUAUCGAGUGAGGGAGUGGCACGGAAAGCCGCUGCGUCAUUUGGGGUGGGGAGGGUCGUUUGCCUUCUUCCUCUGCCUCCUGGCCCUCAUCCUCAGCUUCGAAUGCUUACUGUGGGCGGUGGCUCUCGGCUACUACCACGCCAAGAGACAGGAGAAAGACAUCUCUGCCUUUAUUCUGGUGGGCUUCCUGGCCGGCUUUCUCCUCCCUCUCCUCCUCUUUGUCGCCUCCGUUCUCCUCGCAAUCGUCCUCGACUACGUCACCAUCGGCCGAGUCGACGCUCGCAAGGGAAUCAAACGUUUCCUCCCGUCUGUGGUAUUUGAGGAAGGCAAAGACUUUGACUACUGGGUGAUUGAAGAGCGCUUCUACUUCAAACUUGAAAAGAGGGACCAGCACCUGGAGAGCAAGUACGGGUUGUGGUACUCGUGUGACAAGACCCUCUCCACGUGGCUGCUGACUGGCAUCGUGGCCCUCUCCUUUCUCCUCUGCCUCUCGUACUUUGUCGAUAUCACAGUGAUAGAGGAGACCACUCUCUCCUCCUGUCCAAAUGACACUGAACUCUACGACUGCUUCAACAGAUCCACUUUCAACUUUGUCGACUGUGCCGAUGGGGAGAUGAGGCGGAAUGUAGAGUUGAUUCAUUGUUUCAGGUUUCUGAGGUUUGCUGUCGACACUCAUCUCAUAACCAGCAUCGCCCUGACCUACGCCUUCUACCUCGUCAUCGUCACCAUGUUUGGUCACGUGUUUACGGCCAUGAAGACACUGCUUCACCUUCAUCGGACUCGGCUGUGGGGCGUGGCUUUCCUAGUGGUGGGCGGAGUUGCUCUCGUACUUACCAUUGUGUUCCUGGCCGUACUGGAGGAUACCUUCCCCUUCCCCUUCCCCUUCCAUAUCCAGGUUACCUUCAUCACUGUCAUGCAGGUUAGGUGACACUAAUGCUGGUAUUAUUAUAAUGGUGCAACUCCUAUAAUUUCCCUUUAAUCCUUGGACGCCAUGGGGAUCUGCUUAAACAAGUGGAAAUAUCAUUUCUUCAAAAUGAAGGGGGGAUGUAGGGAUGGUGU
This is a messenger RNA of Geodia barretti, 1430 nucleotides long. NCBI's taxonomy places the organism in Eukaryota, Metazoa, Porifera, Demospongiae, Tetractinellida, Geodiidae. The record is from the annotation of a GenBank genome assembly.